This is a messenger RNA of Dendrobium catenatum, 1668 nucleotides long. Its product is annotated as WAT1-related protein At5g45370. Bases 317 to 1477 code for a protein of 386 amino acids. Gene Ontology annotation, molecular function: transmembrane transporter activity. NCBI's taxonomy places the organism in Eukaryota, Viridiplantae, Streptophyta, Magnoliopsida, Asparagales, Orchidaceae. Gene Ontology annotation, cellular component: plasma membrane. The record is from RefSeq and is a predicted model, not a curated record. The transcript has 10 exons.
GGUUCAGGCCAUAUAUGGCGGAUACCAUGUCGUCACCAAGGCGGCCCUUAACGUUGGGAUGAACCAGAUCGUUUUCUGCGUCUUCCGAGAUCUACUCGGUCUCAGCAUCCUCGCUCCCAUCGCCUAUGUCCGCGAUAGGGUUUGAAAGUGGUGGGCCUAUGUUUCAGAGGAGAUUGAAGAGGUCUGAAGGAGUUUUUAUAUGCAUUAUCAAUCAACUGCUGUGAAACAAUAGUGUGUUGGGAGGUGAAGCAAAAAAAGGAUUGGAAAUUUGGAAGAGUAGACAAUACCCUGAGAUCACCGCCGGCGAACACCGGAGAUGGUUUUGGUCAAGCCGGCGUCUGGUGGCCGAGGUGUUGCAUGGAAGGCGCAUUUGGCUAUGGUGCUAGUUCAGGUCAUAAAUGGCGGGUAUCUCGUCAUCACCAAGGUGGCCCUUAACGCUGGGAUGAAUCAGAUCGUUUUCUGCGCCUACCGGAAUCUUCUUGGUCUCUUCAUCGUCGCUCCCCUCGCUUAUGUUGGCGAUAGAGGGGCCCGACCUCCACUGACAGGCCGACUUCUCCUGUCAUUUUUAUUACUUGGAUUGACUGGGAUUUUGGGCAAUCAGCUUUUCUUUAUUCUUGGUCUUGGAUACACAAAUCCUACUUAUGCUGCAGCUAUGCAGCCAUCAAUUCCUGCUUUUACAUUUAUCUUGGCUUCAAUUAUGGGUGUGGAAAAAGUCAACUUUCGUAGAAAGGAAUGUUGGAUUAAGGUUAUAGGUACUUCUGUUUGCAUUUCUGGUGCUGCGGUGAUGCUCACUUAUAGAGGUCCAGCUUUAUUUGGCAAUGGCGUAGACCAUGCAAUGCUUAAUGAAAUGAUCAUGGGGUCUCAAUUGGAGCAUGCAAAACAGUUGGGAUCUAAUUUGCUAAACUAUCAGCUUGGUACGUUGUGCCUGAUUGCGAACUGCAUAAGUAUGGCUGCUUUUCUAGUUCUGCAGGCUCCAGUUCUGGUUCAGUAUCCUGCGACAUUAUCAUUAACAGCAUACACAUACCUUUUUGGGACGCUUUUGAUAGUCCUUACAGGAUUAUGCACUUAUCGAGAUUAUGCAGACUGGAUGUUGACAAAAUCAGAGAUAGUUGCAAUUAUAUAUUCUGGAUUUCUUUCAUCAGCUGUCAACUACGGGCUCAUAACUUGGUCCAAUAAAAUGAUUGGACCAGCAUUGGUUGCACUAUACAAUCCUCUACAAACAUUCAUGUCUGCUUUCUUGUCAGCAAUUUUCAUUGGGAAUCCCAUCUUCCUCGGAAACAUUUUUGGGGGACUUCUCAUCAUCUGUGGCUUAUAUCUGGUCACCUGGGCUCGUUACACAGAGAGUAAGGACACCACCAGGGCAAAGUCUUCUCAAGACCUGUUGUCAGAUCCUCUUCUUCAAGAGGAUGAUCCAUCAUCCCUACCAAUACAGAUUACAGGCGGCAGUUUGAAGGAAAAUGAAGAGGGCAUUUCAUAGUUCUUCAUGUUAAGCUUCAUCUAUCUGUCCAAAUCUGUUUGUUCUGCUUGCUUUUGCAGCUGUGUAAAUUGGAAAACAGGUACAGUUCUAAUAUUGCCUCUGUAUUAUUUUAUUGUGCGCAUCGUUUGUGUACUAUGUAGAAAAAUAUUUGUUUUAUAUUCCAAUGUUGAUCAUGCUUUAUUUCGCGUUCA